This is a messenger RNA of Helianthus annuus (common sunflower), 1692 nucleotides long. RefSeq lists its product as uncharacterized. The transcript is spliced from 5 exons. NCBI's taxonomy places the organism in Eukaryota, Viridiplantae, Streptophyta, Magnoliopsida, Asterales, Asteraceae. The record is from RefSeq and is a predicted model, not a curated record. The coding region runs from base 1 to 1692 and encodes 563 amino acids.
AUGCGUCUUUCGGAACCGGACGCGGCUUCUCUGACGGUCCCUUUUAGUAAAGAGGAGAUUAAACGAGCAGUGUUUGAAUGUGGGUUGGACAAAGCUCCAAUACCGGACGGUUUUAACUUCAAUUUCAUCAAAAGCAAAGGUACGAUAGCAGCGGGAUGCAAUUCUUCCUUCAUAACUCUGAUUCCGAGAAACAAUGAUCCGGUGGGGCUGAGAGAGUAUAGACCUAUUAACCUGAUUGGGGUGAUUAGCAAAACUAUUUCCAAGGUUUUGGCCAAUCGUCUCAAAAUGGUUAUUGGGUCUAUCAUCUCGAAAAAUCAGACAGCUUUUCUUAAAGGGAGAUACAUUCUUGACAGUCCGUUAAUGCUAAACGGGUUAAUGGCGUGGAUUAAAAAAUACAAUAAAAAGGCUUUGUUGCUUAAAAUUGAUUUCGAAAAGGCGUACGACAAUGUUUGUUGGAAUUUUCUUUUGGACAUCAUGGGGCAAAUGGGUUUUCCUGAAUUAUGGUGCAAAUGGAUUAAAGGGAUUCUAGCGUCGGCUAGAUCCGUGGUUCUUGUUAAUGGGUCCCCCACAUUUGAAUUCAAUUUCUUCAAAGGGGUCAGACAGAGCCCGUUUUUGUUCCUUCUGGUCAUGGAAGCGCUGUCUAGCAUUUUGAGUAAAGCUAGGAGGGAAGAUCUUUUCAAAGGAACAUACAAGACGGAGACAGAGGAAAUGUCAAAGAAUGAAGAAUCCAAUAAGGAUGAAACUUCAAAAUGUGAAGUUGUGUGCUCUAAAUGUGAAAAAUCUGAAGCAGACAAUGUUAAACUCUUGAAGGAUGUGGAGAAGGUUGAUAAAUUUGGUAAACCUAAAUUUUGUAAAUUUUGGGUUCCAAUAAAAGAUGACGAUGAAUUUGUUUCUGCGAAAACAAAAGAGUCAUCUUCUGGCGAUGAAUUUGUUUCUUUGAAAGCAAAAGAGCCACGUUUUGGCAAUGAAUCUGAUUCAUUAAAGUCAGAUGAGCCAUCUGUUGAGUGGUCUAGACAGCCUGAAUCGGAAGAGGAGCUUAAGGAAUGGAUGGAAUGUUGCAAGGUUCUUAGUAUGGUGAGUCUAUCUAACGGAAAGGACACUUGGUUCUGGAGUGAGGAUAGUAAGAAUGGGUUCUCGGUGAAGGCAGUCAAAUCGGCCUUCAUUAAGGAUAGAGGCAGUGGUCACCCUCCAAAUUUUAAUUGGUGUAAAUGGGUUCCUAUUAAAUGCAAUAUUAUGAACUGGAGAGGUAAUCUAGAUAGAAUCCCUUCUAGAUUAAAUUUAAGAAGAAGGAAUGUGGACAUACCGUCUACUAUGUGCCCGUUAUGUAAAGAGACCGAGGAAUCGGUUGAGCAUUUGUUCACUGCUUGCUCGAUAGACUUAAGGGUGUGGACGGCUUUCAGUGAAUGGUGCAACAUCCCGCCAAUAUACCUUUUUGAAUUUAAAGACAUUUUAGAUAUUCACAAAUUCAGGAAGUGUAGCAAGGAGGAGAAGAUCAUUUAUGGUUUGGCCUUAAUUACGUCUUGGUGUUUAUGGAAAGAGAGAAAUGAAGUGGUUUUUAAUCAGAAAAGAUGUAACCUGCAGGACAUCAUUGGGGAGUUAAAAUCUAGAAGCUUCGCAUGGGUGAGAAAUAGAUCUUCUUGUAAGUCUAUUAGGUGGACGGAAUGGUGUAAAUACCCAUUGUAUAUGUUGUAA